Molecule: messenger RNA, 3858 nt
Organism: Tachysurus vachellii
Lineage: Eukaryota; Metazoa; Chordata; Actinopteri; Siluriformes; Bagridae
Gene: fmnl1b
Product: formin-like 1b
Exons: 26
Coding region: 449-3595 (1048 amino acids)
Biological process (GO): cell migration; cortical actin cytoskeleton organization; regulation of cell shape
Cellular component (GO): cytosol
Molecular function (GO): actin filament binding; small GTPase binding
Source: RefSeq, a predicted model, not a curated record
ACCCAGGGGUGUCCUUGCAAGCUGGCUUGGCUGUGUAUAUUCUGGCGCAGAGUGAAUGAGUUCAGAGUAAUGCUGGAUCAUCUGGAUCUCUCCUCUAACUGACACUCUUUCAUUAUUGAAUUAUUUAUUUAUUUAUUUAUUUUAUUAUAUCAUUUACUCUAAUGGGAGAUUACACACAAAGACUGGAUGUUAGAUGAGAUUUAGUUCCAGUCAGAUUAAACAUGUGACUUUUGAGCUGUCUUUAUUUCUUCAUUACUCCAGGUAGAGGUGUCUUGUGAAGGAUGGUGCUCUUUAAAGGCGGAAUAGUCCAUAACAGUUCAUGACUUGAACCUCUGGAGUGGAUGUCAUGGUUCUCCUGGGUUCUCGUGUGUGAAUGAGCCUAGCAGAGACACAUCCACAUCUCAGCACAUCACACGUGCAUGAGGUUGCACGAGUGAUUUAAAGAACCAUGGGGAACGCUUCAGGCGGCAUGGAGGUGUCGCCCAGCCGAGAAGUUAAAUGGGCCCAAAACUCAUCCAGCCUUGGUGGUUUGAAACAACCUCCUGGACCUAAACUGCCCUUGCCUUCAGAGGAGGAGCUGGAGGAGAGGUUCAGCUCAGUGCUGAACUCCAUGAACCUUCCUCCUGAUAAAAUGAAACUGCUCCACCAGUACAACAGUGAGAAGAAGUGGGAGUUAGUCUGUGACCAGGAGCGCUUUCAGGUUAAAAAUCCACCAUCAGCCUACGUGCAGAAACUCAAGAGCUUUUUAGAGCAAGGAGGCAGCAGGAAGUUUAAGAGAUGCGUACAAGAGGCCACACAAGUCCUGAGAGAUCUGGAAAUAUCUUUGAGGACCAAUCACAUUGGGUGGGCUCAAGAAUUUCUCAAUGAGGAGAACAAGGGUUUAGACGUUCUAGUCGAGUACCUUUCCUUCGCCCAGCGCGCCGUGCCGUACGACCUGGACUGCAUGGAUAAUGGGAGCUUUGAAGAGAAAUCGGCAGAAGAUGGGACUUUGAGUGCCACGAACUCCCCCACCCACAAUUCCUCGAACACCAACCGUUCUUAUGCAGCACGAUUGAACUCUUUCCACAGCAGGAAAGCUCUGAGCAACUCGCGCCUGCUCAGUCAGAAAGACCACCUGCAUCUCUGCAUCAUGUGUCUACGGGCCAUCAUGAACUAUCAGUCAGGGUUUAAUCAGGUGAUGAGCCAUCCAAACUGUGUCAAUGAGAUCACACUGAGCCUCAACAACAAUAAUGCCAGAACUAAAGCCUUGGUUCUGGAGCUGUUGGCCGCCGUGUGUUUCGUCCGAGGAGGUCACGACAUCAUCCUCUCCGCUUUCAACAACUUUAAAGAGGUGUGUGGAGAAAAGAGCCGCUUCGAAAAGCUGAUGGUCUAUUUCCGUAACGAGGACGGUAACAUCGACUUCAUGGUGGCGUGCAUGCAGUUUAUCAAUAUUGUGGUGCAUUCUGUAGAAAACAUGAACUUCAGAGUUCACCUGCAGUCAGAGUUUACACAGCUAGGACUGGACGAUUACCUGGAGACAUUAAAAGUGAGUGAGAGUGAGAGAUUACAGGUCCAGGUCCACGCGUACCUGGAUAACUUGUUUGAUGUUGGAGCCUUGCUGGAGGACGCAGAGACCAAAAACAGUUUACUGGAGCAUUUAGAGGAACUCCAGCAGAAUAACACUGAGUUAAGCAGGAGGCUGCAGGAGUGUGAGAAUGAAGCAAUGGAGAAAGUGUCAAACCUGGAGCGACAGCUCAUCCACACUACUAAGGAGGUGGAGCUCCUGAAGGAGAGCCUCCGUGAAUCGUGCAAUCAAAUCUCCACCCUGCAGCAGCGAGAGCGUGAACGAGAGAUGGCCAGAGAGCUGGAGAGGGAGAGAGAGAGGGACCGAGAGCGCUUAUCGAGAGUGCUUGAGCAGAAGGUCCAGUCCCUGGUGGAGCAGGGGCUCAUCCAGAUACAGCGCUCCGAGUCUGGAUCUGUGGAACUGAACGUCCUGAACAAGGCCUCAAAUACACAGCUAUGUCACGCAGGUGAAGUCGUAGGUGAGAUUAUUGAAACAAACGUUCCCGUAAGUGCUUCCUGUGCACAGUCUCAACCUUCACCUCCAACUCUACCCCCACUGCCAAUCCCUGCUCCUCCCCCACCACCUCCUCCUCCACCUGCUCCACCUCUGAACACCUUAAGAACAGGUAUGAGGGAUAAGAAACCGAUCCAGACAAAAUAUCGCAUGCCGCUUUUUAACUGGCAGACGUUAAAGGACGAGCAGGUCGCUGGAACCGUCUUCAUCGAGCUGGAUGACGAAAACGUUUUAUCAGAGCUGGACAUGGACACUUUCGAGGAGCUCUUCAAGACCAAAGCUCAGUCUCCUUCCUCCAACUUCAGCACCCUGAAAACAAAAGCCGCACGAAAGUCAUCUAGUAAAAUCUCCCUGCUGGAGCCAAACCGAGCCAAAAACCUGGCAAUCACUCUGCGCAAAGGAGGCAUGGACGCCAACCAGAUCUGCACCGCCAUUGAGAUGUAUAAUCUGAAGGCAUUAAGUCUGGAUUUUCUGGAGCAGUUGGAGCGUUUCAUCCCGUCCGACUACGAGCUGAAGUUGAUCCAGAAUUACGAGCUUGAUGGCCGCCCCGUGCUGGAGCUCUCUGAGGAAGACCGCUUCAUGGCCCGGUUUGGAAAAAUCCCACGACUCUGUCAGCGAAUCAGCACACUCACCUUCAUGGGGAACUUCAGCGAGAGCGUUCAGCUCCUGCAGCCACAACUGAAUGCCAUCAUUGCUGCGUCCAUGUCCAUUAAAUCCUCCGGCAAACUGAAGAAGAUUCUGGAGCUCAUUCUUGCAUUCGGGAACUACAUGAAUAGUGGGAAGAGGGGCACAGUUUACGGCUUCCGCCUCCAGAGUCUCGAUCAGCUGCUGGACACAAAGUCGACAGAUCGCAGACAGACGCUGCUGCACUUCCUCGUCAGCAUCAUACAGGAGAAAUAUCCACAUCUACAUACCUUUCAUACUGAGCUGCACUUCAUGGACAAAGCAGCAAUGGUCUCACUGGACAGCAUUUUAUUAGACGUUCGUGCACUCGAGAAAGGAAUGGAAGUGACUCAGAAGGAGUUUGAGGAACAGAAAGACAAUUCGAUCCUGAAGGACUUCCUGUCCAACAACAGCAGUCUGAUGGAUGCCGUGGUUAAAGACGCAAAAACCGCCCAGGAGGUGUAUGAAUCAGUGGUGGAGUAUUUUGGGGAAAAUCCCAAAACCACUCCCCCUUCUAUGUUCUUCCUCAUAUUCAUUAGGUUCAUUAAAGCUUAUAAGACGGCUGAACAGGAGAACCAGCAGAGGAAGAGAGACAGAGUCGUCGGAGGCGACCCGAGCAAAGGAGCGGCCAUGCUGAAGGAUGAGAAAAUUGGAAGCAAGGUGCCCACAAUGCCGCGCUUGGUGCAGGUUGACCUGAUAGCGGAGUUGAAGCGAAGACAGGUGUCCCCUCUGAUGCGUGAGGGUGAGGACGGCACCAUUGAGGACAUCAUCACAGGUCUGAGAAGUCAGCCCUACAUAAGAGCUGAUGGAGCAAGACUCAGCUACAAAUGGAAACCAGCACAGAAGCUACAAGUGUCUUCAGAUAUCUCUCUUUAACACACACACACACACAUACAGGCAUGCACAAAAAAACACGGUCUAACUGUACCAACAUGUACCAAGAUUUGUCGAAUGCAUUGCAUUGCAUUUAUAAUUCUGACUCUCGCAUGAACAGGAUUUUGCAUUGUGAUCAUCGCGUUUGAAUUUUGAUCGUGACGAACAUUAAUGCUUCAAGAUACUUUAACUAACAUUUGCUUAUAGUGGGGAAUUGUUGCUUUAUGUACAUGUAACCUUAUUAAUCAAUAAAUGGCAUCCAAUUA